Molecule: messenger RNA, 2139 nt
Organism: Odocoileus virginianus texanus
Lineage: Eukaryota; Metazoa; Chordata; Mammalia; Artiodactyla; Cervidae
Gene: KRTAP24-1
Product: keratin associated protein 24-1
Cellular component (GO): keratin filament
Molecular function (GO): structural molecule activity
Source: RefSeq, a predicted model, not a curated record
CACUGAACAUCCAUUCAGGCGCCAUGGCUUUUCUAGGCUAUCCUGGGAACUGUAGUUGUAUAUCCUACAGAACUCACUGUUAUUUCCCAGUGACUGCUUCUGUUGCUCUUUGCUCCAGCGAUGUAAGCCCUACGUUUGGGCUCAGCCUACCCAGUAGCUACCACGGGAAUCUCUGGCUGCUGGAUAACUGCCAGGAAACUUGUGGGGAAGUACCAAGCUGUGACUCUCCCAGUUCUGAGCCCAAGACCUGCACCACAAGUUGUGACCGACCAAACUCCUCUGUGCCCUGCAACUCUCCAACAGGGGGCCAAACCUGCAGUGCCCGUGAAACGACCAACGUCGGAGACAGCCCCAGCUGCAAUCCGUGCCCUCAAACCAAGGGGUAUGUAUCUGAUGGCUGCACCCCCAGCCCAUGUGCAUCCAAAGCUUGCCAGACCCUUGGCAGUGGCUUCAAACGCUUUGGGCAACUUACCUGCUUAUCCGAGAGCUUCCAGCCCCUAAGCCACUAUAGACUGGGCAGUUUUGGGUACAGAGGCUCCCAAAAUCUUGGCUUCAUACCCAGUGGCUUCUCACCAUCAAGGUAUAUCACCAACAGCUGCCAACGCCAAAAUUAUUUAAUAAGAAAUUGCCAACGUCCAUACAAUUGGCACAGGGGAUGCCCCCCACUGAGCUAUUUUCCAAGAAACUUCCGGUCUCUGAGCUCUAUACCGAGUUCAUUCCCUCCUCUGAGGUAUCUAUAUGGUGGUUAUAGACCUCUGAAUUGCUACCGAUCAACUUAUUGCAAUUAUAGCUGCUAGAAAUUGUCCCAAGGUGGAGGUGCCACCCUCUUUAAUAUUCCGCUGAUUACUUCAUGCAUCCCAAGAAUCAUAUUCCUUUAACCUCAGAUAUAACUCCAGGACUUUUUCACCACAACCAGUACCCCCUGAUAGCUUUUUUUCUGUUGCUUUCUUAAUGUCCUUUGUGUUGAAAGCUGACCCUGAAGGUAGUGUUACUGUUUCUGAGAUUGAAUAUGCCGGACACUCUGAAAAGAUUCCAUAUGAAAUGCAGGGCAGUAUGGCUUUCUAAUUUGGGCUGUCACCGUUGCUUGUCUGCCAGUGAGACUGUCUGUGACCUUUCCUGCUGAAGUGGAGUCUCCUUGGUUUGACUGGUGGUUCCAGCACUUUCUUUCAAGAUCGUUUUGCUUUUUUAUCAGUAGUUUUGCUGCUUGCCUACCUAGCAUCUUUCUAAUAAGCUAUAAGGCAACAUCAUCUUGGGGCUUCUCAAGUGGCUUGGUGGUAAAGAUCCUGUCUGCCAAUGCAGGAGAUGUGAGUUUGAUCCCUGAGUUGGGAAAAUUCCAUGGAGAAGGAAAUGGCAACCCAUUACAGUAUUCCUGCCUGGAAAAUCCCAUGGACAGAGGAGUCUGGUGGGCUACAGAAUCAUCGAAAGAAUCGGACAAGAUUUAGCGACUAUACAGCACCAUUGUAAACAUUCAGAGUUGAGCUAUUUCAUCCUUCCUCCUACUGCCUGAAUAUAAGAAUGUGCAAGCAGCAAUGUCCAACUAGACUUCAAAAUCAGAAGAUCUUCAGCAAAUCUUCGCUUCCAAAGAAGCUGGAACACAAAGGAUCGACGCAGUCAGUUUUUGUUCUCAGCGCUAGAAGAGAAACUCAGAGGUAGCAGAAACACAAACAUUGCUUAUUGGAAAAAUAACAAAAUAUUCUAUAGAUGCUUCAUGAGUAGUAAUAAUCUAUGUUCAUGAUUCUAAAAUUCUCUCCUGUUGAUUUUUUGCUUUCUGAUUGCCAGAACAGUUCUGGUACAUAGUUAGGCAACAAAUUUCUAUUAGAAAAUAAUGAUUUUCAUUUUGCUUUAUUUCAUAUUCACUAAGGUUUUAUCAGUGUUCUGGGCAAUACACAUGGUAUUUUUGAAGCACUAGUUUCCUGCUAUUUAGUUUCUAGCCUAAUUAAAAAUAUAAAGAAGAUGGACUAUAAGUUCCCAGGACUUUUGAUUGUUUUGUAUUGUUUUAUUUUAAAUAUAUUAAGUGGUAUUUCUCUUAGAGUGUCUGUUAUUGAUAGUUACAUAGGGAAGUUUGUGGAGAUAUUGUAAAAUAAAUCAAUUUUAAUAAAACUACAUAAAAUAUUAAACAUUUGUAUAUUUACCUGCAAA